CCAUUCCUCAUCUUUCCCCCUUUCCUGCAGGGUCAGUACUGACAAAGAUGUCUCUUGCAAACCUGUCUGCUCCAUCCUUGUGGGCACGAUGCCUCAGCCUCGAAGCCCCUGUCAUCCCCGACGCUGAGGUGCUCUGGAUAUCUUCCAACCCCGUCCAAAAUUUCACUUAUCCCCCGAUCCAAGACCUCACAGGCGAGACUCCGCCAGGACUCGAGGGAAAUGUCCCGAAACUCAACUUUUGUAAUGUGUCCGUGGCCUUGACUCACCCCGGCGAGAACGACACCGAGUUCAUCUCUGUUUGGCUUCCUCCCCACCAAGGAUGGAAUCGUCGAUACACUGCGACUGGAGGCGGUGGCAUCGCAGCUGGAUACGAUUUCAACAUGGUCGCCCCUCUGGCUGCUGGAUUUGCGACUUCGUCCAGCGAGGCCGGGCUGAGUCUCAACCAUACCGUCGACCCUCAGACAGGCAGUUGGGCGUUGAAUGAGGAUGGAUCGCCGAACGAGGCCCUGUUUGUCAAUUUUGGCUGGCGCUCUAUUCACGAUAUGUCUGUUGCAACCAAGGACCUCAUCAAACAAUUCUACGGCAUCGAUCCGCAAUAUUCAUACUGGACAGGCUGUUCGCAGGGUGGAAGACAAGGAUAUGCAGCAGCGGCAAAGUAUCCCAAGGACUUUGACGGUAUUCUAGCUGCCUCACCAUCGCUCGGCGAGGAGUACGUCGGUCCAGCUACCUUUUGGCCGGUUGUUGUCAUGCACAACGAGGGCGAGAUCGUGCCGUCUUGCGUCUUUGAAAGAUACCAGCCCGCCAUCGUUGAAAAGUGCGAUCCACUCGACGGUGCCACGGAUGAUCUCAUCUCUGAUUAUGAUCUGCUGAGGUCCUGUCCUAAGGAGUUCGACUCUUCCAGUCUCGUUGGAACAGUUGUCCCCUGUGGACCGGUAGGCAAUAUAACCAUAUCCGACAGACACGCAACUAUUGUCAGGAAGAUACUCGAAGGCCCACGCAAGAGCGACGGCACAGAACUCUGGUUCGGUACUGCCCCCGGCGCAAACUUCUCCGGCGUCGCAGGAACCAUCUACCACAACGGCAAAUGGAUACCCAGACCCUUCCCCCCAGGUGCAGCCUGGCUCAAGAGCGUUAUCGUCCCCAAGAUGGCUGACAUCACCAAAAUGAGUUACGCAGAGUACUUCGACGCCUUCGACAAGUCCGUUAAACUCGGCGGGCCAUACAUUGGCGACGAGUACCUCGACCUUUCUGCGUUCAAAUCCGCCGGCGGAAAGCUGCUGAGCUGGGUUGGGCUCGCGGACCAGUACAUCCCGCCUUCACAUCUACUUCAUUUCCACGACGACGUUGCAGAGAAACUUGGUGGCGAGGCUGCUGUUGAUGAAUUCUACCGCGUCUUCACUGCCCCCGGUGUUGGGCACUGUGUAGGUGGUCAUGGCCCUCAGCCGGUAGAACCCAUGCUCGCGCUGGUGGAUUGGGUCGAGCGCGGUAAAGCGCCUGAGACCCUGGCGGCGAAGACCAUUUUCCGCGGUGCACACGAGAUGACCCGGGAUCUGUGCAAGUAUCCGAAGAGGCCUGUCUACAAGCAGGGAGAUCUGUAUCGAUCGGCGAGUUUCAAGUGUGAAGAACCGGAGAUGAAGCCUGUAAAGCCGGGUGGAGAAUCGGAUGGAGAGGAGUCUGGUGUGAGUGCCCAGCGUGCUACUCCCUGGUGGUACAUUGUUCCUUUCGCAGUUCUGUUCUUUGUCUAA
This is a messenger RNA of Aspergillus versicolor CBS 583.65, 1745 nucleotides long. RefSeq lists its product as uncharacterized. Lineage: Eukaryota; Fungi; Ascomycota; Eurotiomycetes; Eurotiales; Aspergillaceae. Bases 48 to 1745 code for a protein of 565 amino acids. The transcript has a single exon. The record is from RefSeq and is a predicted model, not a curated record.